CGACAUCUCGGCCACGACAUACAAACAAACAAACUCGCACCCCCACCAUCCACUGCUAGGACUCCUCUCCUAGCCGCCACAACCUAGUCCGUUCGUCACUCCAUCUCUCUUGGUUCGUUCAAAAAGACUCGCGCGCGCAGGCCUUUCUCCACCUUAUCAGAAAAACUCUUACGGCGAACAUGGGGGCACUCAAAAAAUCCUUUCCAUUUUCUUCAUCUUCUGCUUCUGCUUGUUUCUGGGGAGGUAAAAAAAAAAAAGUCAUCAUCACUCAUCACUCAUCGCUUUACUUGGUCUUCGUACUCAUCUUCAUCGUCAUCAUUCUUGGUAUCCAUCCAUCCAUUCAUCCAUUCAUCACAGCGUGCAUCCAUGCAUCCUCGGCGGGUUCUUGGGGCGCGGCUAUCUAUCAUUCAUCAUCUUCAUCAUCGUUCAUGGGACAGCUAGGUAUGGUCUGGUCUGGUCUGGUUGGGGUGCUCAUAGCAAAGUGUUGUUCUGUAGGUAUAUGGCUAUUAUUUUUCGCGUUUGUUUGCUCUUGGCCUGGUCGGUCUUGUCCUGUCUUGUCCUGUCCGUCUGUCUGUUCUGUUUCGGCUCAGUUUUGUCGGUUUGUCGUCGUUUGUUUGUUUUGGUUGUUUUGGUUGUUGGGCUUGUGCACUGUUUACUGUAUGGCGGAUAUCAUCAUCAUCAUCAUCAUCAUCAUCAUCAUCAUCAUCAUCAUCAUCAUCUGCUGGGGUUACUGCUGCUACGGCUACGGCUGCUAGGUACCUGCCUGCAAGGAGGGGGCGGAAAAGAUUGUUUGGAGCGUCGCUUUGCGUUUCGGUGCUACAUACACGGUCGCAUGCUAGGGUUCUUAUCCAUUCGUAUGGGUCAGAGCCAGGGCUUAGGUGGGUUGGUUAGCGUU
Aplosporella prunicola CBS 121167 is the source of this 895-nucleotide messenger RNA. RefSeq lists its product as uncharacterized. NCBI's taxonomy places the organism in Eukaryota, Fungi, Ascomycota, Dothideomycetes, Botryosphaeriales, Aplosporellaceae. The coding region runs from base 180 to 755 and encodes 191 amino acids. The record is from RefSeq and is a predicted model, not a curated record. The transcript has a single exon.